AUGUCGAGCGAAGCCGGCUUCAUGAUGUCGGACGCUCCGUCCAUGGCGCCGCACCGGCGCAACCUGGGCUUCCCCUCUUCCUCGUCUGCGCGUCCUCGCGGGCCGCCCUCGGAGAACCUCGGCGCUCCCAGCGAAGAUGGCACCGACGGCUUCGCCGACGACCAGAUGCCUGGCAGAACCCGCGCCAACGGCCAAGCCCACGUCCCCCGCGUGCAGGAUCGCAUCGGUGUCCUUGUCCAGGAGCACUUUGCCGCUUUUGUUGAAAGCUUCGCCGAAGAGCCCAUUUCUUCAGGCGCCCCCGCGUCCAGCGCCGUCACCACCGACAAAUUCUACAUUGCUCAAAUAAGAGCUCUGCGCACAUACUCGCUGUCGACAUUCUACGUCGACUUCAAGCACCUGGCGUCCUGGGAGAAUGGCAGUUUGGCCGACGGCGUCAUGCGCCAGUACUACCGAUUCCUGCCGUUCAUCACAGCUGCCCUCAAUGAGCUCAUCGCCAAGUACGAGCCUCAGUACUACCGCGACCACAGACAGCCCACGUCCAUGUCGAGCGCCGUGUCCACCUCGGCCGCCAGCCAGAUGGGCUCUGGCAGCCAGUCCGACUCCACACACCGCAUGAACGAGCACCAGCAGACGGACAAGCUCUUCUCCGUUGCCUUUUACAACCUGCCGCUCGUCUCGCGCGUCCGCAGCCUGCGCGCCGCCAACAUUGGCCAGCUGCUCUCCAUCUCCGGCACCGUCACCAGGACCUCCGAGGUGCGGCCGGAGCUUUCCCUCGCCACCUUUGUCUGCGAGGCCUGCCGCGCCAUGGUGCAGAACGUCGAGCAGACGUUCCGCUACACCGAACCUACACAGUGCCCCAACACCAACUGCCAAAAUCGCCUGGCCUGGCAGCUGGAUAUCCGCCGCAGCACCUUUGUCGACUGGCAAAAGGUGCGCAUCCAGGAAAACAGCUCCGAGAUCCCCACGGGCUCCAUGCCCCGUACUAUGGACGUUAUUCUCCGUGGUGAGAUUGUCGACCGCGCCAAGGCUGGUGAAAAGUGCAUCUUUACCGGCGCCCUGAUCGUCGUCCCCGACGUCAGCCAGCUGGGUCUCCCUGGCCUGAAGCCUAGCGCAAUUCGCGACGACCGCGGUGCGCCACGCGGUAGUGAGGCUGGUGGUGCUGGCAUCAGCGGUCUCAAGGCCCUUGGUGUCCGCGAUCUUACCUACCGGUUGGCUUUCCUCGCCUGCAUGGUGAGCCCCGAUACGGCUGGUCGAUCUGCCGCUGCUGGUGCCGCGGACGCCAUUGCUUCCAUGACCCAGAACAUCGACCCCGACGAUAAGCAAAGUGUCGAGCAGGCGCAGGCUACCAUCCUAUCUUCCAUGAACCACACCGAAAUCGAAGACCUCCGAGCCAUGGUGCACGGCGACCACAUCUACUCCCGUCUAGUCCAAUCCAUCGCGCCAAUGGUGUAUGGUCAUGAAGUCGUCAAGAAGGGUCUCCUGCUGCAGCUCAUGUCUGGUGUCAGCAAAACCACCCCCGAGGGCAUGCAGCUGCGCGGUGACAUCAACAUUUGUGUCGUCGGUGACCCGUCCACCUCCAAGUCCCAGUUCCUCAAAUACAUCUGCUCCUUUGCCCCGCGCGCCGUCUACACCUCUGGCAAGGCCUCGUCCGCCGCUGGUCUGACGGCGGCCGUGAUCAAGGACGAAGAGACGGGUGAGUUCACCAUUGAGGCCGGUGCGCUGAUGCUGGCCGACAAUGGCAUCUGCGCCAUUGACGAGUUUGACAAGAUGGACAUUGCCGACCAGGUCGCCAUCCACGAGGCCAUGGAGCAGCAGACCAUUUCCAUUGCCAAGGCCGGCAUCCAGGCGACGCUCAACGCGCGCACCAGCAUCCUCGCGGCCGCCAACCCCGUCGGCGGGCGCUACGACCGCAAGGCCACGCUGCGCUCCAACAUCAACAUGUCGGCACCCAUCAUGUCGCGCUUCGACCUCUUCUUCGUCGUCCUCGACGAGUGCAACGAGCAGGUCGACCGCCACCUUGCCAACCACAUUGUCGGCAUCCACCAGCACCGCGACGAGGCCGUCGAGCCCGAGUUCAGCACCGAGCAGCUGCAGCGCUACAUUCGCUUCGCGCGCACGUUCCGCCCCGAGUUCACCGACGAGUCCAAGGAGGUGCUCGUCGAAAAGUACCGCGAGCUGCGCGCCGACGACGCCCAGGGCGGCAUUGGCAAGAACUCAUACCGCAUCACCGUCCGCCAGCUCGAGUCGCUGAUUCGCCUCUCCGAGGCCAUUGCCAAGGUCAACUGCGUCGAGACCAUCAGCAAGGACAUGGUCGUCGAGGCCUACAACCUGCUCCGCCAGAGCAUCAUCUCGGUCGAGCACGACGACGUCGAGAUGGACGGCGUCGAGGAUGACGACGAGCAGCAGCAGCAGCAGCCCGAGAGCGGCGACGCCCUCCGCCGCGCGGCGGCUGCCGCCUCUGGCAUGGACAUCGAAAACGACGACGCCGACGACGCCAUGGACGACGGCAACGCCGCAGCGGCGGACGGCUCCGCCGCUCCAUCCUCAGGCCGCCCCAAGCGCAAGAUUACGUACGAAAAGUACAUCAAAAUGGUCAACCUCUUUGUGCACCGCGUCAACUCGGACGAGAGCGGCAGCGGCGACGGCGUCCAGGGCGCCGCCCUCAUCGCCUGGUACCUCGAGCAGAUGGAGGCCGAGCUCGCCGGCGAGGACGACUACCACGCCGAAAAGGCGCUCGCCACCAUGGUCCUCAAGAAGAUGGUCCGCGAGAACAUACUCAUGGCGCUCCGCGGCGAGGGGCUCGCCGCGGCCGACUCGGCGGCCACGUCGUCGGCCGUCGACGAGAACAUUGUCUACGUGCUGCACCCCAACUGCGCCGUGGAGGAUCUGUAA
Messenger RNA from Akanthomyces muscarius, 2892 nucleotides. RefSeq lists its product as uncharacterized. Lineage: Eukaryota; Fungi; Ascomycota; Sordariomycetes; Hypocreales; Cordycipitaceae. Gene Ontology annotation, molecular function: single-stranded DNA binding; single-stranded 3'-5' DNA helicase activity; ATP binding. The coding region runs from base 1 to 2892 and encodes 963 amino acids. The transcript has 2 exons. The record is from RefSeq and is a predicted model, not a curated record. Gene Ontology annotation, biological process: double-strand break repair via break-induced replication; DNA replication initiation; mitotic DNA replication. Gene Ontology annotation, cellular component: MCM complex; nucleus.